UUCCCAGAAUGCCGCUUGGGCCCCGCCUUUUCCUCCGCACACCGCUCUCGUCGAGUUUCUGUUUUGCUGUGAUUUCACUCCUGCUUCUCUCAGCUAUAUGAUUUUGACACUCCUCGCCCUGCACCAGCCCCACUCGUCCUAUUCGUCACCACCAGCGACAGCACCCGGCUCGGUUUGGCAACUGUCAGUCGUCGGUGUUUGGGGUGGAGGAUGUCCGCUGGCUCCACCGGGCCACUGUUGGUUAGGAACGGUCUAUAGCGCAGCCUCCUCUGGAAAAACGGAGUUUUUUUCGUGUUGUUGUUUUAAAGUCGUGCUCGGGCUGUUUGUGUCGGUGACAAAGCCGGGCCCUCUCUUUUAAACACGGGGCUGCACUGCUGUGAAAGUGUGCCGCGUCAGGUUAAAUGGAUAUGUGUGCCGUGCCAGGCUAAGGCGGGGACGGAUCGGAGAUGCCCUCUGGCUAGCAACGCUAACUUUCAGUGGACCACAGCUAGGUCGCAGCACUGAUUUCUUAGCGUAAUUUUGGCCGACACAACGUAGCCUUACGUGCGUGCUUUGUUUUUAAGACACUUGCAAGUUUGUUGUUAGUAAUGAAAAAACACUGCGACUAUUAAAAGGAAGUAAAAAUGAUUAAAUAGCGAUAACUCGAAGCGGUUUUCUUCCACUCGAAGCUUGACGUGAAACUAGCUUAGCCGUGCUUGUCAACAGGACAACAACAAAUGCCUUCUUCUCAUUCACGGACACAACAGACAGUGGGGACCGUUUAGCACUGACGCACUCCUACUUCAUGUAUGUUUAAGGACACUACCUGUUAACUUGACUCCUUUUCUUUCUUUCUUUCUUUUUAAUUAACAAAUGCUAGCAGGUGGUUUUGGGCGAGCAUGUGAACUAACUAGUUAGCGCGCAAGGAAAGGGGUGUGCAUUAAGACAUUUCGGGUUCACUCAAGGUGUUUGGCACCUGACCACUUAAGUCGCAUCGAGGACAAGGCAGCAGCAGCAGCCCAGUCUGUUUACCAUGGAGGGAAAUGCACAACAGCAGAAAACGACUCCUCUAACUCGGGAACUGACGAGAGUAUUUACCAGCUACAACAAGCACUCCGUACAGCUGAAGAAAAACCUAAAGGAGACUAAUGCUUUCUUCCGGGAAAUACGGCAAAACUACAGCAAUGCUUGUGCAUCGACCAUGAGCUCGGCUUCAGCUUCUCUGGAGGCAGGUCAGCUGAGCUGUAUCUCGUUCCCUGUUCAUGAAGAAGAGUUCCUACGCAACAAUGUGGGUGCUGCCCCCUAUAUCCUUGUGCUGGGCCAGAACUGCACUGCUCGCUACCAGCUGGUCAACAGCCUUCUAGGGGAGAAGCUGCUGCCACUGGGCGGUGAGGCUGGAGAGCCUUGUGAAGGAGUCCAGGGCACUGUCUGCAAGAGGAGGAAACUUUGUUUCACCCAUGGGAGACAGACACGGCUCAGCUUGGCACUGCCUGGCCAGUAUGAGCUGGUGCACCAGUUGGCGGCUAAUUGUGGUCGCUGGGAUACGGUUCCCAGGGAGGACCUGGAGAUCCAUGAGGAAUGCGAGGACCCAGCCCACAGGCUAGCAGAGCUGGAAAUCACUCUCCAUCACUCGCUGCUUCAGGAAGCAAAGGUCAUGGUGGUGCCUUGCCCAAGUGUCCAGCCCAUAGAAGAAGCUCUGGAAGACUGCACUCGCAAUGUGAUCCCAGUCAUACUCUAUGCCAUCAACCAGGACUCCCUCAGCUCAGAACAGGUGGCACAGCUCUGGAAGGUCAAAGAGAUGCUCUCCUUUCCCAUCUGUUUUGUCCGUUUGCCUGACAGCGUUCCAGCAGCAUCCCCAGAAUGUGGCCGCCACACAGAGAAGGAGAAGAGCCCCCUUCACAAGCAGCUACUGUCACUUGGCUUUCUCAAUAGCCCGACAGGAAACUGUUCCUGUGGCGCCCCAACGCAGAUGCCCACACCGGGCUCCAAGCCCCAGAGCAUUUUGGGUGAAUCUUUUGAAAGACUGCAUCGGUCAUUGGUGCCGUUUGCUCGCCAGGUGCUUCAAAAUCAGCAGGUGGAAGCUGCCAGCCUGCUCAAUGGACUUCACUGUCGGUGUCUAGAUCUUUUUAUCAACCAGGCCUUUGACAUGCAGAGGGACCUGCAGAUAACACCACGCAGGCUGGAGUACACCCGAGAGAAAGAGGGUGAACUCUUCAACUCCCUUAUGGCCAUCGCUAACCGCAAACAGGAAGAGAUGAAGGAGAUGAUAGUGGAGACACUCACCAGCAUGAAAGAGCAGUUACUGGAGGAUGCUGCCAACCUGGAGUUUACAGACGUCAUCGUGACAACAAAUGGAGAGCCUGUUACGUCAAAGGAGAUAAAAUCCUGCAUCAACCAGAUCCAGGAGCUGAUAGUGGCCAGUUUGAAUCAGGCUGUGGCGAAUAAGCUCAUCAGCUCCGUGGAUUAUCUGAGGGAGAGCUUUGUAGGAACUCUGGAGCGAUGCCUCAGCAGUCUGGAGAAGUCCAAUUUUGAUUCUUCUGUUCACAAUAUCACUUCUAAUCAUCUCAAACAGCUGUUAAAUGCUGCCUAUCACGUAGAGGUCACCUUUCAUUCUGGAUCUUCUGUCACGAGACUCGUUUGGGAGCAAAUCAAACAGAUAAUCCACAGGAUAACGUUUGUAAACCCUCCUGCCAUCACUCCAGAGUGGAAGCGCAAAGUGGCCCAGGACGCCAUCGAAAGUCUCAGCGCUGCCAAACUGGCCCGAAGUAUCUGCUCGCAGUUCAGGACCCGGCUCAACAGCUCCCAUGAGGCUUUCGCUGCAUCUCUGCGUCAGCUGGAGGAAGGGCACACGGGCCGUCUGGAGCGCACCGAGGACCUGUGGCUGCGUGUGAGGAAGGACCACGCCCCUCGACUGGCCCGCUUGUCUUUGGAGAGCCGCUCUCUGAGGGACGUGCUGCUGCAUGGCAAGCCCAAGCUUGGGCGGGAGUUGGGUCGGGGUCAGUACGGCGUUGUGUAUUUGUGUGAUAGCUGGGGAGGUCACUACCCAUGUGCACUGAAGUCGGUGGUCCCGCCUGACGAUAAACACUGGAACGACCUGGCUUUAGAGUUUCACUACACACGGUCACUGCCCAAACAUGAGCGGCUCGUCGACCUGCACGGCUCUGUGAUUGAUUACACCUACGGAGACGGCUCCAGCAUAUCUGUGCUGCUUAUCAUGGAGCGGCUGCACCGAGACCUCUACACAGGCUUGAAGGCUGGUUUAUCACUGAAAGAGAGACUGCAGAUUGCUCUGGAUGUAGUGGAGGGGAUCCGUUUCCUCCACGGUCAGGGUCUCCUGCACAGAGACAUAAAGCUAAAAAAUGUUCUGUUGGACAAACAAAAUCGGGCAAAGAUCACCGACCUGGGCUUCUGUAAACCAGAGGCCAUGAUGUCUGGCAGCAUAGUAGGAACUCCCAUCCACAUGGCUCCAGAGCUGUUUACAGGAAAAUAUGACAACUCUGUGGACGUCUACGCCUUUGGGAUCCUGUUCUGGUACCUGUGCACCGGUUCAGUGAAACUUCCAGAAGCUUUUGAGAAAUGCUCCAGCAAGGAUCAGCUCUGGACCAACGUUAAAAAAGGUUCCAGACCAGAGCGCGUGCCUACUUUUGAUGAAGAGUGCUGGCAGCUGAUGGAGGCCUGCUGGAACGGGGACCCCUCCCAGAGACCCCUGCUUGGUAUCGUUGAGCCGAGCCUGCAAAGUAUUAUGAAGCGGCUCUGCAACUGCAACUCGGAGCAGAAAAGCAGCAGCCUGGAGGACUCGAACUGAAUACACUCCAGACAAACUAACACGUGUGUGUGAUAGAGAUACUGUUUGGAAAAGUAUUUUUGUCGUAUUUAUGAAGAAUGGAGAAUUUCAGAAAAACAGGCGACGUUUAAAAAAACAAAAAAAGAUGUCCAAGUUGACCUCCUUGUUCACACUUAUUGCAUUUACAUUAUUUAUGAGAUGUUGACCAGAAGUUUGCAAAUACGUGUUUUAUUGAUUGUGUGUAAUUGAUUUGUAUACAAACUCUAUUUGCUUUCUUGUAGCUGCACUGCUAAUUGCUACUUUGUCAUAGAAAUGUUACUAGGUUCAAAGUGUUUUAAAAUGUAGUCCAUUCCCAGUAUUAUGAAAAAAAUAUAAAAUUAAUUUUAGAUUGUAUUUAAACUGAACAUGUCUGUCUAUACAAGCACAUCUUUUUUUAAUAAAAUUAUCUGUUACAACCAA
Molecule: messenger RNA, 4222 nt
Organism: Oreochromis niloticus (Nile tilapia)
Lineage: Eukaryota; Metazoa; Chordata; Actinopteri; Cichliformes; Cichlidae
Gene: dstyk
Product: dual serine/threonine and tyrosine protein kinase
Exons: 14
Coding region: 1013-3784 (923 amino acids)
Biological process (GO): negative regulation of apoptotic process; protein phosphorylation; cellular response to fibroblast growth factor stimulus
Cellular component (GO): cytoplasm
Molecular function (GO): protein kinase activity; ATP binding
Source: RefSeq, a predicted model, not a curated record